Messenger RNA from Morchella sextelata, 822 nucleotides. RefSeq lists its product as uncharacterized. The transcript is spliced from 3 exons. Lineage: Eukaryota; Fungi; Ascomycota; Pezizomycetes; Pezizales; Morchellaceae. The coding region runs from base 1 to 822 and encodes 273 amino acids. The record is from RefSeq and is a predicted model, not a curated record.
AUGUCACAAAAACGUCUUCGCUCCGACUCGGCCGCCUCUACCGACCCAAAUACCUGGACUAUCUUUGAGCCGUCCUCGGCCCCAGAUGCCGAUGGUGACAUUAUUCCCACAAAUCCCCAUGACACUAAACACUCCCGUCAUGCCGUCACCUCGGCCCCAGCAAUAACAUGCUUCCUACCGCCAUCAUGCGCAGCAGGAACCGCAUUUGCUAGCCAUGAGCUGUUUGAGAGUCAUUAUGCACAGGCGCAUACCAAUCGCUGCUUAGAGUGUGGGAAAAACUUUCCGAGCGGGAGGUUUCUGGAGCUGCAUAUCGCGGAACAUCAUGAUCCGUUGCAGGAAUUGAGAAGAGAGAGGGGUGAGAAGGGGUAUGGGUGCUUUGUGGAGGGGUGUGAGCGGUUUUGCUCAACGCCGCAGAAGAGAAGGAGGCACGUUAUCGAUAAGCACCAUUUUCCUAAGGAAUAUAACUGGGGAAUUGUGCAAUGGGGUAUCGAUAACCAUACAACUCUUCUCACUCGUUCCACCACCAAAAAUACUCUUACUACAACCUCAACUACUGGUCCGACUAUAGCUGCCACACCAACAACCCCCAAUAAACCACAGAAGCUAGGUGGUAAGAACCCAAGCCCCAAACAAAAAGAUCCAAGUAGGCGAAAAAGACCAAUGGGCAUUAAAGAGGAGGAAGAGGAGGGAAAGCCCUCAAUGGAGAAAGGAAAAGAGGUAAAAGAAGUAGAUAUGCUCGACGUUGCGAACGCCAUGAGUGCCAUGAAAUUAGUGCCGCCUAGUGUUAGGUUUGGUGGGAGAAGAGGAGCUAGCAUGAGGUAG